AAUUAUCAAUUUGAGCAAACAGUCUUUUUUUACAACGAAUGGUUUAAAUUAAGCUGUGUUCUAGCACCCUGAUAAGAAUUAUGAUAAUACAACCUCAUUAAACUCAUGCAAAGUUAUCAAAAGUAGUGCUGCAUAUAUAUAUUUAUCUUUUUUGUAGAUUAUUUUUGUGUUUGUAUUAUUUUGUGGUAAACUUUUAUUCUACAUAAAAAAACACAUUCAAAUAUUUAAUUUGCAUGAAAAUGGAAGUUUAAAUAAUAAUUAGGCAAUAUAAUAUGUGUUGGUUUUCGGUUCAAUAUAAAAAAAAAAAAAGAUUUUGUUCGAGGUUGUUUAUAAUCAUGGUGUAGAAAGGCGAUUAAAAAUAAUAGGCUCUGAUAUGUUUGGGAAGGUUAAUCGAAUUGAUGAUGAUAUAACAAUGACACCUGUGAAGGAGAACAUCAAAGUUACACACAGUAUCAACCAAAGAACUAUCAAUGAAGAAGAGGAUGAUUUAGUUACAAAAUUGUUACGACCAUACUCGAAAUUUUUAGUUCAUUAUCCAUGGAUUCCUCUCUGUAUAUUAUUUGUUAUUGUCGUGCUGUCUGCUGUGUUGGGUGUUAUAGGAAGCACUGGAGCACCUCCGUUACCAGAAUUCUCUGACCCAACGAAGGGGUUUGAACCACGUGGAACAACCAUAGCGUCACGUGCAAAGUCAUUAACCAACUUAGAAAAAUCCUCGAACAGUAGUGGAUUGUUAAAAAAAGCCUGUGCUUUAAAUGAUGUUUUAGGACUGUCAUCAUCAACAGUUACAGACUUGAGAUCAUUUGCUACUGAUUGUCUCUUUGUUUAUGGACACAAAGAUGCAAAUGUAAAUUUAUUUGACUACAUGUCCACCAUCUGCAACCUACACAAAUCAUUGCUGGUAGACUAUCCAGGCUAUAACAACUAUUUUAUCGACUCACACCACCUACCCUCCUACAUUGCGUUGGUGAAUAAUAAAACUGAUUGUCAAAACAUCAACAAAAAUGAUACAAAAUACUUUAUUUAUCUACUGCAGCUUUGUGUCAAGUUUUACACAAACGGGGCGCUCAAGUCAUGCACGAGUGGAGAGUGUAAAGAGAUUACAUCCGAUAGAUGUAAAACACAUGCUUAUAUAUUUUACAAUACAUUUCAAUACUUAACACCUUCAGGUUUCGUCCAAGAUGUAACUCAGCUCAAAUUAACAAAUAGUAUUGACAGGCUUUGGGAAUACAAUACGGUUCAAGCUAAUUUUUUUAAACCCUUAUAUGAUGAUAAGUUGAAAAAUUUAGAUAAUGCUGAAUUAAAUGGUGUUGAGGUGAAAGGAUUCGACUUUUAUAAUUUUAAAUUGCAUCUAUUUCAAACUGAAAUAAUUUUACAAUCUUUGUUCAUCAUCACUGCGAUUGUAUUAGUGAUUUUAUUUAUUUGGUUCUACUCUGGUUCAUUGUUCAUUGGACUGACCACAUUUUUUUGCAUCUUAGUGACUCUUAUUAUUUCGUAUUUUGUGUAUAGUCGUAUCUUUCAAAUGGAAUUUUUUCCUUUCCUCAAUAUGGUCACACUGAUAUUCAUCGUUGGUAUUGGAGCUGAUGACGCAUUUGUUUAUAUGGGCAUGUGGGAGGAAGCCAAAAGAAUGCACGUUAUCAAAAACAGCCAGCACCAUAAGGCGUAUUUGGUCAGAUGGACGACUUCUACCUUAAGACACGCUUCCUUAGCUAUGUUAGUUACCUCACUGACGACUGCUUCUGCCUUCUACGCCAACAUCAGCUCGCCUGUCACAUCCGUGAAAUGCUUCGGUUUGUAUGCAGGUACGUCGAUCAUUGUCAAUUACUUACUAAUGUUGACAUUAUUUCCUGCGUGUGUCAUCAUUCAUGAUUUGUAUCUGUCACAAUGCAUGCACUCCUGCUGUCCAAACCUUUGCAAAGCACAACCUGCUGUAGCAGACGAUGGAAAGGCUGCGUUAGAGAUCACAAGCUCGAAUGGGAGUGAUCUGAAUGCGAACAAUGUUGAAUCUAAUAAAAUCACAAGGAUGCAAAAGUGUGAAAGUGUAUUUAAUUUUGCAUCGGAUAAAGUGUUUCACGAAUAUCUUCCACUUGUUGUUUUAAAGUUCAAAUACAUUUGGAUUGGUGUGUUGUUAACGUUAGGAGUCGGAGGAGCUGUCGUCACAUUUGGUAAACCGGGUUUGAAGCGUCCGUCGACAUCUGAUUUUCAGAUGUUUACUGACUCAAGUUCACUUGAGCAGUAUAGCUUGAAUUACAAAUCAAUGUUUGCAUUUGGCAGGAGUGGCAGUGGUUUUUAUCAGUUUUCAAAUAUCUCUUUUGGAGUGAAAGCAGUCGAUAAUGGAAAUAAGUUUAACCCUGACGACCAUGGCACGUUAGAACUUAACACUGGUACGUUGGAUGUUGCCUCCGUUCAAGUAUGGCUUUAUAAUUUCUGUGUUAAUCUGAAGAAUGCUGAUUUCUAUCGAAGCUCGUCGACAUGUGGGAGCAUUGAAAAGUUGUUUUUGAUGUUAGAGCAAAAUUGUCCUGCCGGUCACAGUAAAUGUUGCAACAAAACGUUGCCAUUACCACGCAGCGAAUUCCUGGAUUGUUUUCAUCAAAGUGUUUCUUUCUUUUCUUGUUAUUCAUUUUAUGGUCUGAUGUUCGAUGAAAGCAACAAUUUAAAAACAUUAGUUAUUGACUUGUCUACCAACAAACCAUAUUCUGAUGAAUUUCAGUAUAAUGAAGAUCUGUUUAAAGCAUUCGAUAGCUGGUUUAGUACGCAAUUUAGUAAUGUAACUUCUACAACUUUCAAUGGAUGGUGGAAUCUCGAUCAAACGUUUUACGACCUUCAAAAAAGUCUCUUCGAAGGAACUAAAAUGUCGCUAGUAAUUGCUAUCGCUGUCUCUUUCGUGAUCAUCCUCUUGACGACAUGGAACCUGCUUCUUAGCAUCUACUCCAUCCUCACUAUCUCAUUCAUCAUCUCCGUCACUGUUGGAAUACUCGUGCUCAGUGGAUGGGAAUUAAACAUCAUGGAGUCUGUUGUGUUCUCCGUCGCAGCUGGUUUAUCUGCUGAUUUCACUCUACAUUACAGUGUCGCGUAUAAAACAUCCAUAAUACAAGACAAACGAGUCGAGCGCGUCAAGAGUGCGAUAAGUAACAUUGGGCCAGCUAUUGCAAUGGGAGCUUUCACAACAUUCAUUGCAGGUUUGGUGAUGCUUCCUUCGACCAUUCUCUCCUACAUUCAGAUGGCACAAUUUCUAAUGUUGGUCAUGUUUGUAAGCUGGGUAUACAGCACAUUUUUCUUCUUGCCACUCUGCGCUGUGAUUGGUCCAGUUGGUACCACGUGUCAGUUAACGUUUAAUAAAAUGAAAUCAGCCAGAGCGUCAUUUCGAAGUAAUUCAAGAGAUAGAAUUGAAAUGGAACCUGUGCCUACAAAUCAUACGGCCGGCGGUGUGUACUACGGCCCUACCGAAUGACCUGUUGCCACUGAUGCUUACCACCAAGCCAGUGUUUACCAUCGAAAAAACUAACUGACACCCGGUGACUGGUUCGAGCGAGUGUUCACCAAAAACUGGUAAAGGAGGAAGAAUAAGACUAAAAGAAUUGUUAAUCAAGUGUGUUUUUGAUAGGCUUUCAUUAAUGAUCCAGGGUGAAUAUAAUGAAGAGGAGGAAUUAUAGUAAGUUUGUAUGUUACGUGAACUUUCUUUUUUCGAUACCCACUCUAAGCAGAUGAUCACGUGAUCUAUUUAAUUCAUGGUGUCUGCCGGGCUUUGAACACUCAAGAAAACUUAAAAUUGAUAAAAUAAAAUUUGCAGACACCCUCUCCAUAAAAAAGUCUUAUUUUAAACAGCGGACAUUGUGCUCCUACGAAAGACUCGAGUGUGCGAGAUAAAUGAAUCAUUUCAUUGAGAAUAUUCUAAUUAGUCAGUAUUAUAUAUUUAUAUGUGGUAUAUUUUAUUUAUUAUUUUUGUAUGCAAAUGUAAAUAUGGCCGAACGGAUGAUUGGUUUGAAACAAAAAUUUAAUUUUU
Hydractinia symbiolongicarpus is the source of this 4000-nucleotide messenger RNA. RefSeq names its product protein dispatched homolog 1-like. The record is from RefSeq and is a predicted model, not a curated record. The coding region runs from base 374 to 3448 and encodes 1024 amino acids. Gene Ontology annotation, cellular component: membrane. The transcript has 6 exons. Lineage: Eukaryota; Metazoa; Cnidaria; Hydrozoa; Anthoathecata; Hydractiniidae.